Oryza sativa Japonica Group (Japanese rice) is the source of this 1823-nucleotide messenger RNA. RefSeq lists its product as uncharacterized. NCBI's taxonomy places the organism in Eukaryota, Viridiplantae, Streptophyta, Magnoliopsida, Poales, Poaceae. The record is from RefSeq and is a predicted model, not a curated record. Gene Ontology annotation, biological process: regulation of DNA-templated transcription. Gene Ontology annotation, molecular function: DNA binding.
CUCAUCUCCUCUCGACCAAGAUUUCCCCCAAAACCCUAGAAAUCCCCAGGCGGCGGCGCGGCGCGCGAUCGGGGGAUCGAGCCGGCGAUGGCGGGCGCGGAUGGGCUCCUUCCCGGCCUCAGGUUCGACCCUAGCGACGACGAGCUCGUCUCCCGCUACCUUCUCCGGCGCAUCCAGCAGAAGCCCCUCCCGCUCGACGGCGUCAUCGUGGAUGCCGAUCCCCUGAGCGUGCCGCCAUGGACGCUUCUCGCGGAUCACACCCGAGGCGACGAGGCCUUCUUCUUCGCGGAGGCACGCGCCAAGAAUGGCAAGGGCAAGCGACAGAAGCGAACCGUGGAGGGCGGAGGGUUCUGGCAGGGGCAGAGGAUGGCCGUGGAUGGCGAGCGGCUGGUCGUCCCAGGCGACGAUGGAGGCGGCGGCGGCGACGAAGGCCUGGAGAUCACGUGGCGCAAGUAUGUGUUGAGCUUCUUCGCCGAGGGUGAACGGGGCAGCUCGGGCUGGGUUAUGCACGAGUACGCCGUGACGUCGCCGGCUGACCUCGCCUCGUCGCAGCUCCGGCUGUACCGCGUCAGGUUCAGCGGCCACGGCAAGAAGCGCAAGAGGGAGCCGCAGUGUCUGGACUCCCACGACGACGACGACGGCGGGGAUCAAGAAAGCGCGACUCACCGGCGCGCCGUGGCUGAGACCACUCUGUUCGACGGAUACGUGCCUCGUCCUGCAGCCGACGGCACCGACCAGGGCACCUAUGGCGUGAUCGACGGCGAAUCUUCGCUGGCGUCACAUUGUCUUCCCGAUCAGAUCGUUCCCCCAGCAGAAGAAGCUGAUGCCACUGCUGGUGUAGAGAAUCCUCUGCUCGAUGAGGAGCGCUGGUCACCACCACAGCCCGCUCUGGUGAAGCAGAACUCCUACGACCUAAUGGCCAUUUCGUCACUGCUGUUUUCUGAUCUUCCCGACAGAAUCGAUGACGAUGACCUGUCUGUGUCGCAAACAGAGGGCACCGAGCUGUCCGAGCAGGGCUCCUCCGGCGUGAUCGACGACGAUUAUUGGCGGGUGUUCCAUGGACUUUCCGACCUGAUCGCGCUGCCAGCAGAGGAAGCCGAUGCCACCGGUGGUGCAGAGAGAGAAGAGAUCGCUCUGCUCGACGAGGAGCGCUGCCCGCAACCACAGCCCGCUCCUCCUACUGCAGCUCUAGUGCCACCACUGCAGGGCCAGAGCUCCUACGACUUGAUGGCUGAUUCGUCACUGUUAUUUGCUGAUCUUCCUGGGAGCAUCGAUGACGAUGAGCUGCAGCGAUCUCUGCGUGCGUCGGACAUGCCUGACCAGUUCUUGGCGCAGACAGAGGAAGCCGGUGCCGGUGGUGGUGGUGGCGCAGCGGCAGCGCUGAACAAGCAGAGCAACUCCUCACCGUUGGGCGUCGAGGUGCCGAUGGCGUUGUCUGAUCUUGAGUCCCCAGAGAGCAUGCCUUUGUCUGAUCUAGAGUUCCCAGAGAGCAUCGAUGAAGUGCUUAGUUACAUUGACUUCACCACGGAUGAUACGAGCUGCCUCGAUUUCGACAUGGACGAGCUGUUUUCCGACAUGCCAGCAGACUAGCGCCCUGCAGAGAGCAAGUGAUCAACGCUGACAUUGUCCUCUUAGGAAGAGAUCAGAGCAAGUGAUCAACGCUGACAUUGUCCUCUUAGGAAGAUAUCAGUUCUUCUUCCUCUGUAGCGCAGUACUGCAGUCUGUGCAGCGGCCAGAAGUUUAGGAGUUUUGUGUUUCUACCCUGGAAUUACAUGUAUUUAUUAGUUCAUUGGUUCAAUUGAAUGUAACAUGUGAUUUAUUAG